AUGAGUCACGCGAGCCCGGUUGGGUUUAUUGAAAACUUGGGCGCCAAGAUUGAAGCUGAGGAGGCCGAGCGAAUGUCAGCUGAUGGCGAGAAUCCAUUGAAGUACUUGGUGAAAGACGGCAUACUUUACAAGAAGAACCGAACACCUGUGGCUAGGAUCAGCUUAGUUCAAGCGGAUUCGAUUCCAUUAAUUUCAAACAACUUCCCCAAGAUAACUCGAUCGGUUCCGACGCAAACGAUGGUGGAGUCUUCACCAGUCAUCGCGGAGCAGGCCAUGUGGCAAAUACCAGGUGAAUCAAAUCAGACAAGGAUGAAGCAGCGACGACAUGGUUUUAGACCACCCACGCCUUUGGGCCCGCCAACGGUAAAACUGCCAAGGAGCUCGCCAUAUGACGUGAAGAAAUGGCGCGGAGAGGGAGGUGACCGUAAAGCCUCCAUUCUCUCACGAACCGUGGCCAGUGACAACCUCAUGGAAGACCCUGACGUGAUUAUGAAUGAUCUGAUCAAUCUUCAGCGUGAUCCACCUCCGUAUCCAUUCAGUCACUGCUAUAUGAAUAUCGACGGAUUCAUGUGCUGUAAUCGGUUUUUGGAAUCGCUGAUGCGCAAAAGUUACCGUAAACUUCGAAUGGGGCAACGUUUCAACGAAUGUAGCGUUCAGAGGAUCGCCAACAGGAUUCAAAGUGACUCCGAGCGUGUGUUCAACACCACCUUCGAGACUGUAGUUGGUAUUGACGAUUUUGCGAUUCGAGCACAUUUCGCUGGCGAUUUAAUGUGCAAAAUUCAAGAAGGCGGACGAUUUAUCACCAACUAUGCCACUAUGAUGCCGUCCAGAGUCGGUGUGAAACCUGAUCCAUUGGCGGUGGUGACAAAUAUGGAGAUGAACACACGAGAAAGCGACAAGUCCUUCCCGGAGCCAAUACCAGUUGGCGAUUUGCCAACUGUAGAACAAUUGGACGGGGCCGUUCAACACGUACAAGUUCCUGAUCAACAACGUCCGCGAAUAGAAAAGGAGGACAUACCAUAUCAUGAGAAAACUCGAGAAGAUAUCGCCAACGAUAAUCUCAUCAACAGGUGA
Cooperia oncophora is the source of this 1074-nucleotide messenger RNA. The record is from the annotation of a GenBank genome assembly. Lineage: Eukaryota; Metazoa; Nematoda; Chromadorea; Rhabditida; Trichostrongylidae.